AUCCUCAGCCGUACAGCAUCAUUAACUCUCCUCCAGUCUAACAUCAACAAGAAUUUUCAAUGCCUGUGAUUGCCAGACGAAGUAAGCACAAAAUGAUGAAAAGUAAGCGAACGAGAACAGAAAAAGAUGUCACACAUGAUGAGAUACAGGCGCUUUUAGCAAAGCUGAAGGAAAUAGUUCCAAAUAUGCCAAGAAAUAGAAAAUUGUCUAAACUCGAAAUAAUCCAAUACGUGAUUGAUUAUAUUGUUGACUUGCAAAUCACUUUGGAAUCGCAUCCUGUGUCUCAUCCCCUGAUGAAACCUCGCAUAACCAGCCCUGCUCCACGUCAACCAUUGGGGGUUAUUGCCUCUCCAUCUAAUUCGGUUGCUAACACAUGCACAGGGCAAGAGGUCAGUCACAUCGAAAAAGUGCUUGGCCAACGGGCAGAUCCUUCGCUAAGCCCUUCUAGACCGGUGUCUUGUUAAAGUGUUCAAAACCAGCUAAAAUGGGAACCAUUGCCCCGUUCAACCAUUAAUCAAGGAUGGAGCAACAUCUCUGGACCCCUGCUUCAAGACUAAAAAGUCUGCAACUGGAGCAUUUUAUUAUACUGUGCAAUUCCUAGUUUUCCUGAACCUUUAUUGCUUCACCUAUCUAAGUACAGGUGAGUCUAACGAGGAGAUUGCUACCUUGCUAUAGCAAUGACAAACAUGCAAUGACUUUCCUUAAGGAUAUGUGCACUGAAAAUCGAUUAAGAAGAUUUCUUCUCUUAAACUUUUAAUAUUGUUUGUUCUGCGUACGGUAAGGGACAUGUUAUGUGAACAUUACAAUACUAUUUAGCUAUCACGAAAGCAUCAUGAAAUUGGUUUGCUUUUUGAGUCAUAGCAUUUGUUUGGUACAGUGAAAAAAACUAGGCUGUGAUUGUAAUUCCUUAUUUGUAUAGAAAUUUAUGUAAAUUUAUUCCAUAAUUUGUAAAUCUUGUACUUAAAAAUAUUAAUCUAACAAUUGGUCAAAUUUUUCAUGAUUGCUGCUGAAGUGCAACUGUUUACAGUUGAUGUACAAAAUAUUUUGUGAUAGUAUUCUAAGAAAACAUGGGUGUAUUGUAUAAAAUGCAGGAAAUUUAUUGAAUAAAUAUAAAAAUUAUAAACUGAA
Messenger RNA from Stegodyphus dumicola, 1128 nucleotides. RefSeq lists its product as uncharacterized. The record is from RefSeq and is a predicted model, not a curated record. Gene Ontology annotation, cellular component: nucleus; cytoplasm. Gene Ontology annotation, biological process: negative regulation of transcription by RNA polymerase II; circadian regulation of gene expression; cell differentiation. Lineage: Eukaryota; Metazoa; Arthropoda; Arachnida; Araneae; Eresidae. Gene Ontology annotation, molecular function: transcription regulator activity; protein dimerization activity.